Molecule: messenger RNA, 555 nt
Organism: Hyalella azteca
Lineage: Eukaryota; Metazoa; Arthropoda; Malacostraca; Amphipoda; Hyalellidae
Exons: 6
Source: RefSeq, a predicted model, not a curated record
AUGAAAAAGCUUCCAGUCCGCGUCUUUGCCCUCGGCAUCAUGGCUACGGUGUUGGGCCUUGGACUCGCCACGGCUUCGUAUCCUGACAGCGUCAACGUGGUUACAGGCCGCCCUGGUCCGCUGGGAUGUGGAGCAAAGACUUCCACUUCUGUCCGCUUCCGGUCCUUGACGAUGCCGGGCAGCAAAUCGCUUGUGACCUACCGACGCUUUUCAAUCUCGACACUCAAGGUGACUGAUGCCGUAAAUGUGACUAAAAGGAUGUCAGCAACAGAUGUGGUGCAGUGCGCGAGGCUGGCCGCUAUGGAAGACAUGGCUGGGUUUUCUUUCAAUGGAACCUGCACAGCCUACAAAUUUGGCAAGAAAUUUUGCUCCUGUUCGACAGAAGAACCAGUCAUUUACGUGACCGACUCCAGCAUUUCCUACGGAACUCCCUCUAGUGUUCCUUUCAGCGCUGCUCCCUACGCCAACGUCACUGUUGAGAACACCGGAUUGAAGCAGUACAAGCUCGUGAAUUUCUUGAUGAAUGUCAUUCGAAACACAAUUGUACAGCCGACA